Messenger RNA from Callorhinus ursinus (northern fur seal), 495 nucleotides. The record is from RefSeq and is a predicted model, not a curated record. NCBI's taxonomy places the organism in Eukaryota, Metazoa, Chordata, Mammalia, Carnivora, Otariidae.
AUGGCAGGAAUUACCCUGAUGCUUCAGAGGCUCUUGAGGUUUUCCUCUCUCAUUCGGUCUGCAGUCUCAGUUCAUUUGAGGAGCAACACUGGUGUUAUUCUUGCAUUCACCGCUGUGGCAUUUAAUAAAGAACUUGGUCCUGUACAGAAACUCAUCGUGGACAAGAUUAGAGAAUACAGAACUAAGCUACGGGCAUCUGGAGGACCCUUUGAUACUGGCCCAGAGCACCAGCAAGACCUAGGGAGGGAGCUUUUGAAGCUUAAGCAAACAUAUGGUAAAACAGACAUGAAUACGUUCCUGGACUUCACAUUUGAAAAUCCUAAAUUUGAAGUCAUCGAGAAGCCCCAGUCCUGGAAAACCCAUGCUCACUCGCCUAGGCGCACCCCAACACCCUCGGCACCCACUCCUGUCGCAAGCAUCCUCACCCUCCACACGACGCUUCCGAAUACGGUGGAAGCAACAGCGCUGCUACCUCCUCAGCCCCGCGAAUUCUAA